Molecule: messenger RNA, 1686 nt
Organism: Owenia fusiformis
Lineage: Eukaryota; Metazoa; Annelida; Polychaeta; Sabellida; Oweniidae
Source: the annotation of a GenBank genome assembly
CAUGCAAUGAGUUUUUUCUUGAUAAUAUCUAUAAGCUUUGACACAAAAUAUUUAUCCUUAAAGUAUAAGAAAUUCAAAUUGGUUGAAUAUGAAUCAUACACCCAAAAGGAGUGGUAAAUACUAAAAAAGACUUGACGUUAUCAUAAUAAAAAAUCGAACUGAAUUAAUUCAUUGAGAAGCGGAAGUUUUUUUAAACUUGAAUAUAAGUUUAAACAUUUCAAUUUUAACUGGGCAGAGACUUAUAUGAACUCACCAUGGAAGGACCAAGACUUUAUCUAGUUUUAAAUUUGUUGUUCCUUUGCUGUUUAUAUAAUCAAACAGAAGGGCAGAAUGCUACAUCCGAAAACAUCACUACAGUUACCACAACAACAUCUACCCAAAUCCCCACAACCACAUUUGUUGUGGCGCAGCGGAGCAAUAUGUUCGGGUUAAGUGACACGGAGUAUUCUAUUCUUAUCAUCGUUGUCUGUCUGGUCGUCUUCUUCUGCGUUGUCGUCUGCAUUUGUUGGUGUAUAUGCUGGUGCUCCUGUUGUCGUAAAUUACGACAUAGACAUGUCGAUCAUGUCUCAAAUAGUGUUGAACAUGAGUAUUACAGACACAAACCCCCUCGAGAACCUUCAGAAUAUGGUUAUAAGAGUAGUGAGGGAACUUAUGACGACUUUCACAGAAAUGCUCAAGAUAGUGAUCGUGGAAGGCGAUAUCAUAACCACGGGGCAUUAUACAGAAGUGACCGAUAUAGUGCUAGUAGGUACGGCAGCGAAACAAGUGGUAGAUAUGUCAAAAGCAAUCGCAAAAGCGAAGACAGUUACACUGGACGAUCACGCAGUUACGAUGAUAACCGGAGUCGAACAGACGACAGUCACUCAGAACGUACCUAUCAUACACGUGAACGUGGCGACCAUCCCGAUGCAGAACCAAGACACGUGGUUGAAACGCGCGAAGUUGAACAAUACGUUGCCCCGUCUGAGUCUGAGUUCCCCCGAUCUGAGGUAGCACUCCCUGUUGGUCAGGUUCUCUAUGGUGACUCUCAAAUGGUUUAUCCCCAAGCUAUAGCAACAACACAAACUGUGUAUCCUCAGUACGUCGGUGGGGUUGCCCCAUACACUACAAGUAAUUCUGGGUUCAUGUCCGGUUAUGUCUACACAAGCUAAGAUUGAAAUGUAUUGAUAGUACAUGCAAGAGUCGAUAGCACAUGCAGAUCCGAUAGCACAUGCAAGAGUCGAUAGCACAUGCAGAUCCGAUAGCACAUGUUAGAAAUGAUAGCGCAUGCAAGUGGAAAAAACAUGACUGGAAUGCGGUUUUGUGUUACGUGAAAGGAAAUGAUAGCUUCUUUCAUAUGUAUGUAACACUGAACAAAUGAUAUUAUUAUGAGAAUGGUGUGUACCAUUUUAACGUUUUCAAUACGUUGAUUAAGAGAAUAUUUAUGGAACAAAUGCAAUAAAAAAUAAUUUUACAAUUGUUGUGUAAAAUUAGGGGACUACUAAUAUUUUCAAUAUAGACAACUGAUACCAUUCGCACAGGUGACUUAUAAUUUUGAACUUGGAUUCAUUUUUGUUUGAAUUUCCGAUCAUAACUGCUGAAUGUUUAUUUUUCAAUUCAUGAACGUGUAUUCGAAUUAUUAUUUGUAUAUAACGUAUUAAAACUGCAAUUGUAAAUAACAUACAAUAACAAACACAUUAAUAUUGU